CGAUUCCAUGGGUCAAUGACGGGUGGGUCCGGUCAGGCAGGGCGGGUCAACGCCCGCCACAACGGCGGCAGCGGCAUCUCGAGGCUUGCUCUUUGUUUGGAGGCUGACACGUGGGGCCCACAGCACAGCCACAGCGGCAGAAAGAAGCCCCAAGCCCCCAACCGAACAAAAACGCUAUCGUUCUCGUCGGGAGCCGCGACGGCGCGCAUGGCGGCGACGGCGGCGGCGCUUCGGUGCUGCUUUCCCGGCUCCUCCGGUGUCGGCAGUGGCUUCGUGAAAGCCAAAUCGUCCAGGCGAGGCUGGUGCGCAGCGGCCGUGGCGGCGCCGUCGCGGGAGGCGGAGCCGGUUUCGUCACUGGGGCACCGUACCCGCGUCGACUUCCCCAUCCUUCACCAGGAAUUCGAUGGUGCUAAAUUAGUUUACUUCGACAACGGUGCAACAUCACAGAAACCUUAUAGUGUGAUGAGAACACUAGAUGAGUACUACCGAUCGUACAAUUCGAAUGUUCAUCGUGGUAUUCAUGCACUCAGCGCGAAGGCUACUCAAGCAUAUGAGGAUGCAAGAAGAAAGGUUGCAAAUUUUGUCAACGCAGCUGAUAGCAGAGAGAUUAUUUUCACUCGAAAUGCUACUGAAGCUAUCAAUCUGGUAGCCUAUUCAUGGGGACUAUCUAACUUGAAAGAAGGAGAUGAGAUUGUCCUUACAGUUGCGGAGCAUCAUAGUGCUAUUGUUCCAUGGCAAUUUGUUUCCCAGAAGACUGGUGCCACCUUGAAGUAUGUUGGAUUGACUAAAGAAAAUGCCCCAGACAUUGAGCAGUUAAAAAGGCUUCUGUCGAACAAGACAAAGAUAGUUGUUGUUCAUCAUGUCGCAAAUGUUCUAGGUUCCAUGCUUCCUAUUGAGGAGAUUGUAACAUGGUCAAACAGAGUUGGAGCUAAAGUCCUUGUAGAUGCUUGCCAAAGUGUUCCCCACAUGCCAGUUGAUGUUCAGAAACUUGGCGCAGACUUUCUUGUCGCAUCCUCUCAUAAGAUGUGUGGCCCUACAGGCGUCGGAUUUUUGCAUGGUAAAUUUGAGAUUUUGUCAUCUAUGGAGCCUUUCUUAGGUGGUGGCGAAAUGAUUGCAGAUGUAUUCCAAGACAAAUCCACAUACGCUGAGCCUCCCUCUAGAUUUGAGGCUGGAACUCCUGCAAUUGGAGAAGCUAUAGGAUUGGGAGCGGCCAUUGAUUAUUUAUCAUGCAUUGGCAUGGAGCAGAUCCAUGAAUAUGAGAAAGAGUUGGGGACAUAUCUGUAUGAAAGCCUUCUUUCUGUUCCAAAUGUCCAGAUAUAUGGUCCAGCACCUUCCCAAACUGUUCACCGUGCUCCGCUGUGUUCUUUCAAUAUUGAGAAUGUUCAUCCUACAGAUAUUGCAGAAAUUCUUGAUCUGCAGCACGGUGUAGCAAUUCGGUCAGGGCAUCAUUGUGCACAGAUUUUGCAUAGGACCCUUGGUAUCACUGCAAGUGCUCGUGCAAGUCUUCACUUCUACAAUACAAAAGAUGAAGUGGAUACCUUCAUCGAUGCGCUUAAAGCCACUAUUGAUUUCCUCACGUCUAAAUACUAGUGUGGUUCGAUUAGCCUAUAAGUGAUCUUAUUUUUCUGAUCGGGACCAAAGUAGCUUGAGCUGAGGGCAAGAAAAGACAAUUAGAUGUGCAUGAUGUGCAGGGCAUGCACCAUGGGGUUCCAAUUCAAAGCACCUUCUUGCUGCAUUCAACUUUUUGAGGUUUUUUGUUUCAAAAAAAAAACUUUUUGAGGUUUUCGGCCUUUGCUCAGGCUUGUCAAACUUGGCUCCGGCAAUGACUGCUGUGUAAAAGAUAUAUAUAAAAAUGGGCAGUGAA
Molecule: messenger RNA, 1864 nt
Organism: Sorghum bicolor (sorghum)
Lineage: Eukaryota; Viridiplantae; Streptophyta; Magnoliopsida; Poales; Poaceae
Product: cysteine desulfurase 1, chloroplastic-like
Exons: 11
Coding region: 16-1590 (524 amino acids)
Molecular function (GO): pyridoxal phosphate binding; cysteine desulfurase activity
Source: RefSeq, a predicted model, not a curated record